AGCCCCCACUUCCUGUUGGGAGCGCGCGUAAUUUUGACAGUCAGGUCUGUGUGGUAUGAGUUUCUGUCUGUUUUCAACCUUGUGUUUAGCGUGUAUAUAGCGAUACAUAACUUAUUUCAUGCAAAGAAACGACAACAUGCGGACACUGGAAGAGGUGCAAGCCACCGUGGAGAUUGCCAAACUCCAAGAAGAUGAUUUACAGACAACCAUCCAUUGUUUGACUUUUGGGGAGAACGUUUUAUCAGCCGACUAUUGUUUGAUGGAGUUGGAUGACACGCUAUGCAAGCACAUUGAAGCUGGAGAAAGUCUGGUGAUCCGGGGCGAUAAAGAUGAGAAAGCCGUGCUAUGCACUGGCGACAAAACGUACGACUUGAAGAUGGCCGAUACAUCAAACCUGCUUCUGCUUGUGCCGGAUUGCAAGACUCCUGACCAGCUGUCAGGCAGCAAGGACAGCCCUCACCUGGUGCAAACACAGAUCUGGGGGUUCUGCAGCAGUUACUGGGAGUUGAGGAAGCAGCGGCCCAGGAUGAAGAAACUGAAGCAGCUUUUGAUGGAGAAUCCCUACGAAGGGCCGUCUUUAAGAGGGCAAGAGGACCCAGAAUCCCUGUACACCAUGUUGGAUCUGCUGGAGAGGAUCCAAGCCAGUGAGCAGGAGUUACUGGCCCAACUCGAGACCAUCCACGCCUGUCGGGUGGACGGCUACUGGCGCAUGUUGGACUUUGACUAUGAGAUGAAGCUUCUGGGUCACGUGACCCAACUGGUCGACUCCGAGUCGUGGUCCUUCAGCAAGGUUCCCAUGGAAACGUGUCUGGAGGAACUCGGCCCACUGGAGCCCAGGGAGAUGAUUGAGCAUUGGUUGAACUGCUUUGGAAAGCGAUACACCGAAAAUGAGAGGGUGUUUUACGCCCUGGACGAGGACAAAGUGUGCCGGGCCACCGCCCUGCUGCUGCUGCAGAACGCCGUCAAGUUCAACCUGCGGGAGUUCCAGGAGGUGUGGCAGCAGAGCGUGCCAGAGGGCAUGGGGACAAGGUUGGACCAGCUGAGGGGCUACGCCCUUGUGGACCGUGGCUCCGGCCCAGACACCAUCUGUCUGCUGAGGGUCGAGGACCUCUCGGAGGACACCGUGGAGCGCUUCAACCAACUGUUCACCCUCCGGGAGAAAUGGACUGAGGCGGACAUCACUCCGUACAUCCAGGACCUGUGUGGUGAGAAGCAGACCACUGCAGCUCUGCUCACUAAGUUCGCUCGAUCCUCCACGCAGAACGGGGUCAAGGUGUUCAACUCCCGACGGCCCGUCGCCACCUGAACACACGCCUUACUGUUUUUACCUUUUUCGUUUUGUACAAAAAAAGUUCCUAUAUUGUUAAUAAAAUAUUGCCAAACUCAUAA
Messenger RNA from Gadus macrocephalus (Pacific cod), 1389 nucleotides. It is a transcript of the gene dscc1, whose product is annotated as DNA replication and sister chromatid cohesion 1. The coding region runs from base 119 to 1306 and encodes 395 amino acids. Gene Ontology annotation, biological process: mitotic sister chromatid cohesion; maintenance of mitotic sister chromatid cohesion. Gene Ontology annotation, cellular component: Ctf18 RFC-like complex; nucleus; chromosome, centromeric region. Lineage: Eukaryota; Metazoa; Chordata; Actinopteri; Gadiformes; Gadidae. The transcript has 9 exons. The record is from RefSeq and is a predicted model, not a curated record.